AUGGCAACACAUAAACUAUCACCAGGCCUAAAGGGACUAACACAGAAGGAAAGAGCCACAAGCGGGCUUGUUUCGACCGUAAUGAUUACUGCGCUGGGCACUCACAUUAGUGCAGAGGACGCUCUUCCGUCUAUCCUCUCUUCUUUCCGAAAGAGCGAAGAAGGGGAAAGAGUAAUAAACACUGAAAAAAUGCAUCUGGGACACAGAGUUGUGUGUAAGAAAGGCAUUUUUACAUUCUUUGUAAACAGCCCAGACUCAAGCAUGCAAAUGAAAAAUAAAAUGCAUGGAGCAGACAUAAACAUCAUUCUUGUGGAUAAGAAAAUGAAUGACGAAACAAGCGACUUAAUAUCACAGACAAAGCAGGACAAUCUUGUAUUUUUGUCCUGUAUAAGAGACACACCAGCAGAAAUAAAAAAAGAGGUGAAGAAGACAUUUGGAAAGACAAAAGUAUACACGCUAAAUGAAAUAGCACGUGUGCUGCAAAACAAAACCGUUUUGAACAGAAAAAGAUACAGCCGGCCUCACUUCUUCCCCGAUACAAUACAGCAAGUAGGAGAACGACUGUUUAAAAUCACAGGGGCAGUAGACAAGGGGUUUGUUUCCCGGCAGGUCUUAAUUAACGGGGGUAUAACAGGAAAGAUCCAGGAAAUUUCCGUUAAUGGAAAACCUCUUGACAUUUCAAGCUUGGCAGUGCUUACAAGAGAGGAGAUAUAUCAGAAAAAGAAAGACCAGGAAGAGGAAAUGACCGAUCUUCUGUCAACUCUGAAGAUAACCGAAAACCAGAUAAAUGACCAACCGGAAUAUUCAGACGACUCGAUUGGGUGCAUUAAUGUAGAAGAAACUCAAGAAGAGGAAGAGGAUAGCGAGGAAAUGAGCGAAAACUACUCAGAUUUUGAAGAAGAGGAAGGCUCGUGUGAGAUAGACUCAGAAGAUCUUGCUGGAUAUAGUGCACUGGAAAAGGAGAAUAUUAAAAAAGAGCUUGUGCACAAGUACAAAGACUUCAAAGGGUUCCGGACAAUUAACAUGGGGCUGCACAAGAAGGCUAAUGAAAAAGAAAAUGAAAGCUUGCGAGUGUUUAGAUCACAGAAUCUUCCAGAAUACUACCAGAGGCUUAGCUUCAUUGGAUCCGAGCGCGUUAGAAGAAAGCUGCUCUCAAAGAAAAGCCCUGUACCAGUGAGCACUCCACUUGAAAUUGUUCUUGAAAUAUGCGAGGAGCACAUACCAGCGUUUGCAGAUGCAGUUGAGUCUAGAUUCUUAUCUGUUCAUGGGUUGUUUGAUUAUGAAGGAGCAAUGACAAUAUGCGCACUUUCAUUCCAGACAAAAGAGGCCAUUAGCAUAUAUGACGGCAGCCUAUCCUUUGAUUAUGGAUUUAUGUGCACUACUCCCUCCUCUUGUGUUUUAGGAAACGGCACAGAAAUAGUCAAGUGUAAGACCGAGGGAACAACUGGAACAGCGUGCUUCCUUGGCCCUUUGAUUCUUACAGAUGACAAGAUAGCCAUCUACAAAGAAGGCCGGUGUGUAGGAAGUGCGGUGUGUGCAACAAGAAAAGACCCCAUUCUCAUUAGGACAGUGGUGUUUAAAGGAAUACCUGCAAAGAUACUGAGAAGAUCUUGUGUUGUCAGCAAAAUGUUCCACUCCAGAGAAGAAGUGAACUAUUUCAAAGGAAUUAAGCUAUACUCUAGUCUGAAAAAGGAAGGCCACAUUAAAAGGGCCCUAGGUGAAAACGGCCUAAUGAAGUGCUACUUCUUCCCUCCAGUUAAGCACGGAGAGAAGAUAUAUAUGGAGCUGGCCAGGCGAGUGUUCAUCACCCCAGAUAACUAAACAAAAAUGCGAACAGAAUAGAAAAGCACUGC
Messenger RNA from Nematocida parisii ERTm1, 1853 nucleotides. RefSeq lists its product as uncharacterized. The transcript has a single exon. The record is from RefSeq and is a predicted model, not a curated record. NCBI's taxonomy places the organism in Eukaryota, Fungi, Microsporidia. Gene Ontology annotation, biological process: endonucleolytic cleavage of tricistronic rRNA transcript (SSU-rRNA, 5.8S rRNA, LSU-rRNA); ribosome biogenesis; maturation of SSU-rRNA from tricistronic rRNA transcript (SSU-rRNA, 5.8S rRNA, LSU-rRNA). Gene Ontology annotation, molecular function: GTPase activity; GTP binding; U3 snoRNA binding. Bases 1 to 1821 code for a protein of 606 amino acids. Gene Ontology annotation, cellular component: preribosome, small subunit precursor.